Molecule: messenger RNA, 261 nt
Organism: Lepus europaeus (European hare)
Lineage: Eukaryota; Metazoa; Chordata; Mammalia; Lagomorpha; Leporidae
Product: translation machinery-associated protein 7-like
Exons: 1
Coding region: 1-261 (86 amino acids)
Source: RefSeq, a predicted model, not a curated record
AUGAAUACAAAAUUGAGUCCACUAUAUAUAAAUGAACUUACAAGACAUACUGACAGGGCAAGCACCGUGUCUGGCAGGGAGGGCGGCAAGAAGGAGCCCCUGAAACAGCCCAAGAAGCAGGCCAAGGAGAUGGGUGAGGAGGAUCAGGCUUUCAGGCCAAAACAAAGGGAGAAGCAGAAGAAACUGGGAAAGCUGAAAGCUAAGGCCAUGGGGAGAGGCCCCUUGGCCACAGGUGGAAUUAAGAAAUCUGGCAAAAAGUAA